CCUAAUGGUGGUAGGCCGCCGAAAUAUGUGAAGUUCGUGGGGAAAGACAAAGGCGAAGGGUUGCCUGAGGUAUUCCUUGAGGAUCCCCACACUUUCCAGCCCAAGCCAGGCCCGAAAGGCCAGAUCCACGCAUGGGGGUUGUAUCCGAUGAACUACCAGCUGCUGUAUUUUGCCGAUAAUCCACCCUCCCCUGAGAGGCAAUUCCUUAAAGUGUUAAUGGAACGGAAGCGCCAGCAGCUCGAACAGGUUGAUCUCGCGGGAUUAGACAAGAGAGACGUAAUUUUGCGCAUAUCGCUGUGCUGCCUUACGGACGCACACGGCAAGCCGCGUGUCUGGCGCAGGUUCCGGGUGUCCGCUGGGACGAACCUGGGCGUCUUCCAGGACAAGAUCAUAUCUCCCAUCAUGGGGUGGGUGCGCAAUUAUCAUUGCUAUACCUUCACCGAUUAUCGGGAUGGUGCCCUAUUUGGUCCGGAGAAAUCAGGAGCAAUCGACCGCGCACACUCUGCUCAGGUUGGAUAUGACUUUCUCCCGGACGACAUAUAUAUGCUUGCACACUUGUUCGGGAAAGAAGGCGAUCAAUUUGGGUAUCUGUACGAUUUCGGGGACAAAUGGUACCAUGAUAUUGAGGUAGAGAAGAUAUUUGAUCAGAAAGACUCAGACGGCCAUGUCGAGAUCCUGGAAGGGUGUGGGAUCUGUCCGGGAGGUACGAAAAUGCAGGGGAACUUCAAUUGGGAGGACGAUCUCAAGAUACACAGAAGAGCUUACUCCAGAUUUGAUAGACGACAGAAGAUCCGAGAAAUCCUCAGUUCUCCCAACUACGAAGAUUACAAGAAGUCUCCCGCAACCUUCGAUCACAAUGUAUUCGACAAGGAGCUGGCCGUCGCCCGUCUCAAUACUGCAUUAGCGAGUCCCAAUUCCGUGAAGAGUGGGGCGAAGAAGUUCAACCAGCCUAUAGCGCCUGGAGCGCAGGAUACCAUCCGUAUGAUGGACGAACGGUGGAACAAGAAGGGAGAGUCGGUGCAGCAGAGACCGAGUGACGACUCGGGAGGCUUCUGGCAGGAAACGGUGACGAACGCGAGGGAUAAGAAACGGGAAAGUGUUUGCGCGGCCUGCGGUAAGCCGGCUGGUGCUGCUCUGAGAGCGUGCAGCGCGUGCAAGAAGAUACUGUAUUGCUCGGUCGAGUGUCAGAAGCGACACUGGAAGAUCAUACACAAGAGUCAGUGUGUGCCCCGGGCGAACACCAAGGAC
Gloeophyllum trabeum ATCC 11539 is the source of this 1248-nucleotide messenger RNA. RefSeq lists its product as uncharacterized. The record is from RefSeq and is a predicted model, not a curated record. The annotation marks the transcript as partial. Lineage: Eukaryota; Fungi; Basidiomycota; Agaricomycetes; Gloeophyllales; Gloeophyllaceae. The transcript has 14 exons.